AGUGUUUGUAAAAAAAAGUUAAUUUCUCUGUUCUUCGCGUUUCUCUCACUCUCGCAGAUCCUUUCAUUUUCCACUCUGCAGGCUAAACAACCAUGGCAGCAUGGGCGGUGGCGACUCGUCAAACCGCGAAUCUCUCUCGCCUUUCCUCUCCAAGAGUGGCUUCAGCUCCUCAAGCCGCUUCACUCAUUCAUCGGCGCGGUCUAGCCGGUGGUGGCGAUCACCAUGGACCUCCCAAGGUCAAUUUCUGGCAGGACCCUAUGAGCCCAUCUAAAUGGAAAGAAGAGCAUUUUGUGAUCGUCUCUUUAACUGGAUGGGGAUUACUCUUCUUUGGAGGUUACAAAUUCUUUACUAGAGGCAAAGCAGACAAAAAAGAAGAGAAGGUCGGAGAAGCAACGCACUAGGUUUGGCACAGUGCCCAAAUAUAUUUAGAAGUAAAUCUGGGAUGAGGAUGAUUUUCAUUUGUUGUUAAGACCCUACAGUUUUGGACAGUUCUUGUUGCUGUCAUGAUAUUGGACAUAACUGGUACCUUUGCCUCCAUUCUACAUAAUAAGUGGGACACUUUCUAGCUGACAUCUUGUUAAAGCUUCUCUUGCAGAUAAAUAUCCAUCAUUGCCGCAUAUGGGUUUGUUAGGUCUCACCUACCGACUGCAGUUUGAUCUUCUGUAUGAUAAUGCUCCAUGAACUCACAAUUUGGAGCUUUUCUUGCCUUUGCCGCUUAAAAUCUCGACUUUGACAUGAUGAGAAAUUCUCUAUUAAUCUUGACGUUGAUGGCCAUAAAUCUUGUCCAAAUAAUAGAUUAUUUAGAAUUUUCAUGAAUCAUGAUAUACCAAGAAGUUACUACUAUAUCAAUGUCCAUCUUGUGACAGCCUUGUUUGUCCAACGGUCCAACGUGUUUUGCCUGCUGCAAUUAUUAUCAUAAUAUUUUUUUU
Messenger RNA from Manihot esculenta (cassava), 929 nucleotides. RefSeq lists its product as uncharacterized. Lineage: Eukaryota; Viridiplantae; Streptophyta; Magnoliopsida; Malpighiales; Euphorbiaceae. The record is from RefSeq and is a predicted model, not a curated record. The transcript is spliced from 4 exons. The coding region runs from base 93 to 401 and encodes 102 amino acids.